AAAAAAAAACUACAAUACCAACCUCCUCUUCAGUAGAAAAAUACGCCGAGGAUAUCUAUGUAAUUCAGUCAUCGCCGGACUUUCUCUGUCCCAAGACUUCAACAAUGACUGUCUAUUUUUCUUGUCUUUCCCUUGCAGGACAGGUUGUGGAAUACUUGGAAGGGCGGGGGAGAGGGAGUGACGGAGAUAUGUGCGAUUCGAAGGUUGAGACGAUCUCCAGACUUGUUCAAUGGAGGAUCGAGAACUUUGGGCCUUGCUCUUACAAGAAGUCUGACCCCUUCAAGAUCGGUCUUUGGAACUGGCACUUGUCUGUGGAGAAGAAUCGGCAUAUGCACAUAAAGCUAUUCCCGGAACCAUCGAGAAUGUCCAAGGAGCAGCCUCCGAUUGCAAGUUUCAUUCUUCGAGUGAAUACAGGACCUGGUCGCAAACCGUACAUCUCCCCGAUUCACGAGAGACUGCUUAGGACCAGUGAAGACUUUCUCUGGCCCAUUGAUUCUACCUUUCUUGGUCGCUUCAUUAUUGAUGUUGAGUUUCUGGACCUGAAGAUCUGCCCAUUGAAUGGUGGGGAAGCUAGUUCUAUAUGGCCCAGUGAUGGAAUGAUGCAAUCCCUAGCGACCCAAAGUACUCUUCAAUGCCUGUCUCGCAUGCUGAAUGAAUCCAUCCAUUCUGAUGUCACCAUUAACACGACUGAUGGCACUCUAAAAGCUCAUAAAGCCGUUUUGUCUGCAAGCUCUCCCGUGUUUGAAAGCAUGUUCCUCCAUGACCUUAAGGAGAAAGAGUCGUCCACAAUUAUCAUAGAAGACAUGUCUUUAGAAGCUUGCGCAGCCCUUCUUAAUUACUUAUAUGGAACUAUAAAACAAGAGGAUUUCUGGAAGCAUCGGCUUGCAUUGCUGGCUGCAGCAAACAAGUAUGGCAUUUCAAACCUAAAAGAUUCAUGCGAGGAAAACCUCCUGGAAGACAUCAACUCUAGUAAUGCCCUUGAGAGGCUGCAGGUGGCCUGGCUUUACCAGCUGAACAAGCUAAAGAAAGGAUGCCUAAUGUACUUGUUUGAUUUUGGCAAGAUCUACGAUCUUAGAGAAGAAAUUAAUAAUUUUUUCAGGCAAGCAGACAGGGAGCUGAUGCUGGAAAUGUUUCAGGAGUUGCUUACGGUUUGGAAGCCAACAUAGAUCAUUAGUAUUCUGUGUGGGCGGUUAAUGCGGCAUUCUGCCCUGCUUUUGUCAAUCUCUGGAGGUUGUAGAGGAUCAGAAAUAUGCUGUAUAAAUUUCCUUUGUGCUGUUUAAAAGUGGUUUCAGUUGGAGUGCUCAGUAUUUGUACUGUUUGAAAGAGACACGAAGGCUCAUGUACAGGGGGUCGAGCAGUUUGCUUUAUAAUCACCUUCCUUACCUUACUUCGAAGCCCAGAUGGCAGGACCCAUAUAUUAAAAUGGUGAUCAAAGGAGGACAAAAUUGAUAUGGUUGUUCAAA
Molecule: messenger RNA, 1463 nt
Organism: Malania oleifera
Lineage: Eukaryota; Viridiplantae; Streptophyta; Magnoliopsida; Santalales; Ximeniaceae
Product: BTB/POZ domain-containing protein At1g21780
Exons: 4
Coding region: 105-1166 (353 amino acids)
Molecular function (GO): protein binding
Source: RefSeq, a predicted model, not a curated record